Molecule: messenger RNA, 981 nt
Organism: Suncus etruscus (white-toothed pygmy shrew)
Lineage: Eukaryota; Metazoa; Chordata; Mammalia; Eulipotyphla; Soricidae
Product: olfactory receptor 8G1-like
Exons: 1
Coding region: 46-981 (311 amino acids)
Biological process (GO): sensory perception of smell; G protein-coupled receptor signaling pathway
Cellular component (GO): membrane
Molecular function (GO): G protein-coupled receptor activity; odorant binding; olfactory receptor activity
Source: RefSeq, a predicted model, not a curated record
AACAUCCAUGAUUUUUCUCUUUCCACUUCAGAAAUACCAGAGAAAAUGCCGACAGGAAAUGAAUCCACAGUGACCCAUUUUAUCCUUGCUGGGCUGACAGACCAGCCAGAACUCCAGCUACCACUCCUCUUCCUUUUCCUCGGAAUCUACAUGGUCACCGUGGUGGGGAACCUGGGCAUGAUUAUCCUCAUAAGCCUCAGUUCUAACUUGCACACUCCCAUGUACUAUUUUCUCAGCAGCUUGUCCUUCAUUGAUCUCUGUCAUUCCACGGUCAUUACCCCAAAAAUGCUGGUGAACUUUGUGACUGAGAAGAACAUCAUCUCCUACCCUGAAUGCAUAACCCAACUCUACUUUUUCCUUGUCUUUGCUAUCUCCGAGUGUUACAUGCUGGCGGCCAUGGCCUAUGACCGCUAUGUUGCCAUCUGCAGCCCUUUGCUUUAUAAUGUCAUUAUGUCUUAUCAGGCAUGUUUCUCCUUGAUAUUGGGGGUGUAUACGAUUGGGGUGGCAUGUGCCUUUGUUCAUACUGGCUUCCUGUUUAGAAUUCAUUUCUGUAAAUUGGAUGUGAUCAAUAAUUACUUUUGUGAUCUUAUUUCUCUCCUAAGGCUGUCUUGCUCUAGUACUUAUGUCAAUGAAUUACUCAUUCUAAUCUUUAGUGCAGUUAAUAUUCUGACCCCUAGCCUGACCAUCUUGGCCUCCUAUGUCUUCAUUAUUGCCAGCAUCCUCCGCAUUCGCUCCACAGAGGGCAGGGCCAAGGCCUUCAGUACCUGCAGCUCUCACGUGAUGGCCGUCAUGAUCUUCUAUGGCUCUGCGGCCUUCAUGUACCUGCAGCCAUCAUCUGUGAGCUCCACGGACCAAGGCAAAGUGUCCUCUGUGUUUUACACCAUAGUUGUGCCCAUGCUGAACCCCCUGAUUUACAGCCUAAGAAAUAAGGAUGUCAAUGUUGCUCUGAAGAAAAUUCAAGAGAAAAGAGUAUUCUUGUGA